CCUUCAACGACGCUGUUGUGGCGCGCAGGAGAACGCAGGCGCCAUUACGCGCGGAAGGCAGAACUUGGCCAAGUUGAGGGUGUCCCGCCGACCUGUGGCCCCUAGGUUGGGCGCGGACUGUGAGGCGUUGCAGUCAAGAUGUUGCGCGUGGUGAGCUGGAACGUCAAUGGGAUCCGGAGCCCCCUGCAAGGGAUGCUAUACGAGGAGCCCAGCAACUAUGCCGCCAUGGUCGUGGGGCGCAUUUUGGACAAGCUGGACGCCGACAUCGUGUGUUUUCAGGAGACGAAAGUGACCAGGGAUGUGCUGACAGAGCCCCUGGCUAUCACUGAGGGCUAUAACUCCUAUUUCAGCUUCAGCCGCAGCCGCAGUGGCUAUUCUGGUGUAGCCACCUUCUGUAAGAACAGCGCUACCCCUGUGGCUGCUGAAGAAGGCCUCAGUGGCCUACUUGCCACUCAGAAGGGGGACGUGGGUUGCUAUGGAAACAUGGAUGAAUUCACCCAGGAGGAGCUUCGGGCUCUGGAUAGUGAGGGCCGGGCCCUUCUCACACAGCACAAAAUCCGCACAUGGGAAGGGAAAGAGAAGAUCUUGACCCUAAUCAACGUGUACUGCCCCCACGCGGACCCUGGGAAACCUGAGCGGCUGGCAUUUAAGAUGCGCUUCUAUAGCUUGCUGAAGAUCCGAGCAGAAGCCCUCCUGGCAGCUGGCAGCCAUGUGAUCAUUCUGGGUGACCUGAAUACAGCCCACCGCCCCAUUGACCACUGGGAUGCAGUCAACCUGGAAUGCUUUGAAGAGGACCCAGGGCGCAAGUGGAUGGACGGCUUGCUCAGUAGCCUGGGAUGCCAGACUGGGUCUCAUGUGGGGCCCUUCAUUGAUAGCUACCGCUGCUUCCAGCCAAAGCAGGAGGGGGCAUUCACCUGCUGGUCAGCAGUCAGUGGUGCCCGGCAUUUGAAUUAUGGCUCCCGGCUUGACUAUGUGCUGGGGGACCGGACCCUGGUAAUAGACACUUUCCAGGACUCCUUCCUACUGCCUGAGGUGAUGGGUUCUGACCAUUGCCCUGUGGGUGCAGUCUUGAGUGUGUCCUCUGUGCCAGCAAAAGAGUGCCCACCUCUGUGUACCCGCUUCCUCCCUGAGUUUGCAGGCACCCAGCUCAAGAUCCGUCGCUUCCUAGUUCGUCUCAAAGAUCCUGUGUUCAGGCAUUCAGCACUGAAACUCAACAAUAAAACCCAGGUACAGAUGCACCAAAACAAAGCCCGUGUGCGCUCAACCAGGCCUCGGCCAAGUCAAGCUGGCUCCAGCAGAGGCCAAAAAAACCUGACAAGCUACUUCCAGCCAUCUUCCAGCCAUCCCCAAGCUUCUCCUAACUUGGAACUUCCUAGUGUGGGUGCCCUCGUGACCCCAAAGACGUCAGAAAAGGAGGUGAUGGCCAAAGUGGUAGAGGGGCAGGCCAGUGCUUCAGAGGCCAAGGAUGAGAAGGAGAUACGGACCUCUUUUUGGAAGUCUGUACUAGGGGGGCCCUUGUCCAUGCCCCUCUGUAGGGGCCACAGGGAGCCAUGUGUGAGGCGAACUGUGAAGAAGCCAGGACCCAACCUGGGCCGCCACUUCUAUAUCUGUGCCAGGCCCCAGGGUCCUCCCACUGACCCUUCCUCCCGCUGCAACUUCUUUCUCUGGAGCAGGCCCAGCUGAAUCAACCCAGGCCUAGGGAUAUCUAUCAUGGUUAACCCUGUACAUACUCAGGCCAGCCCCCUCCUAGGCUACCUCUUCCUCCCCCAAGUCCUCCUCCUCUUCUUCCACUUUCCUCAAGGACCCUUCCCUUUCCUCUUUCUCUUCCUCUUCCUUCUUUAAGGCCUCUCUUACUCUUUCUUCUUCCUGCCUAGCUCCUCCUCAUUGGUGAGCUACUUGUUUGUGCCCUAUUGCUGUGACCGAAUUCCCCAAUGUGCUUCCCACCUUCUUGUCAGAAGUAUAUAGGAACCAAUUGCCGCAGAAAGUUGGUUUUAAACCCCUUUAUUCCUUGCUGACAAAUAUAUCUGUGCCUAAAUAAAGUCUGUUUUUAUUUUAGCAUACCAUGUCAUGUACACAAUUUGGAUAUGCUCCAUGAAGUUGAGUUAGAGACAUUAUCUCAACACUGGAUUUCCCAGCGGCCUGUAGCCUGAUGAUACAACUCCUAGAGAGAGGGGAGGAAGGAAGAGUGGUAUUCACUAUAAAGGUGCUCUGUUGAGUUGUAGGGGUUCCUUGCACUGCUGAUGUUGGAUCAGCAAGGGAGGUGGGUGUGGUGUGUUAGAAAGCUCAGGUGGAUUGUGUAGCCUUAAACUGGCACUUCCCAACUGGUGUGUUCCACAGCUGCCACAAAUGUAUUAUAGGGUGGAAAGAAAUGGCCUUAGAGUUUCCAAGCAGGGCACAAAUGUCAGGAGAGAUUGCCUCCUAAGCAAGUGGUGUCAUUAGUUCACCCAGGAGUGCCAUGCAAAUGUUUUCUGUGUGCUAUGGCCUGGAAAGAUUGGGAGCAUUGCCUUGAAAAAGUUGCUUGCUAUAGCCAACUCUCUUUCCCACCUUGGAAAAUAGAGCUGGUAAGUCCUGUUCUACAAUAGAGCUGGUCUACAAUAGACAUAGACAAUAGAGCUAGUCCUGUUCUACAAUAGAGCUGGUAAGUCCUGUUUCCUUCCACUUUUCCAUAGUGGAAAAGAAAGAGGACAUCCAUUCUAUUUGUAUCAAGUAACUAAAAAGUUGCUUGCUAUAGCCAAGUCUCUUUCCCACCUUGGAAAAUAGAGCUGGUAAGUCCUGUUCUACAAUAGAGCUGGUCUACAAUAGACAUAGGACAAUAGAGCUAGUUCUGUUCUACAAUAGAGCUGGUAAGUCCUGUUUCCUUCCACUUUUCCAUAGUGGAAAAGAAAGAGGACAUCCAUUCUAUCUGCUGGAUAAUACCUCCAAAGUUUUGGGGAACUAUUCCUCUCUUCCAGAUAGUUCAGUUAGGGCUGAUUCUAUCUCCUGACUUCAGGGGCUACAUGGGCCUAUUGUGUCCAGGUCUACCAUUAAUGAGUCAGUCAGUCCCUGGAUUUUCCUCAUGGCGCUGCCACUCAUCUGAAGGAGUCAGAUAUGCAGUUUUCUGUCUAAUAAAGGGCUACAAAUGCUGCAGUUUGUUAUUUGUUUAUUUUUAGACUGAAGUCAGCUAGAGGCACACAAUAAAGCAGAGGAUAGGAGGAGGCUCAGUCCGAAGUGAAGUGCAGAUGGGGUGGAGCUUUCAGGCAGCUGG
Molecule: messenger RNA, 3244 nt
Organism: Lynx canadensis (Canada lynx)
Lineage: Eukaryota; Metazoa; Chordata; Mammalia; Carnivora; Felidae
Gene: APEX2
Product: apurinic/apyrimidinic endodeoxyribonuclease 2
Exons: 6
Coding region: 139-1683 (514 amino acids)
Biological process (GO): base-excision repair
Cellular component (GO): nucleus
Molecular function (GO): zinc ion binding; double-stranded DNA 3'-5' DNA exonuclease activity; phosphoric diester hydrolase activity
Source: RefSeq, a predicted model, not a curated record